UAUUUUUGUCCGUCAGAGGUCUCGUAAUACAUUAUAAUGAACCUAACUUUAAGAAGAGGAAUUUUGGUUAUGUGUACAAGAGUAACUCUUAUUACUACAAUUUUCAUUUAAAUUUUAAAUUUCGGGUAUGAUACCAUCAAGAACACUUGCUAGAAAAGCGCCGUCCCUUAAGCAAGUGACGACAUGUACGAAUUUACUGAGGAAACAGGCCUUUUCGUCGGAAAUGGAUAAAAUCGAGAUUCCUAAGAGGAUCCAGCGCGGGCCUACCGAUAUUUUACGUGCUCUGGAAGCGACGAUUAGCAGAGAUCCGACGGCCGCUCACUACAAAUACCACGACGACCCUUAUCUAUUACCCAUGUCCAAUGUUGGUAAGCGUGCGUUCGCUUUAGCCAAAAACGCCGGGAGAAAGGCGGCGCAUUGGGUACGUAGACAACAUCCGGAUGUGUUUAACCACCGAGAAUGCGAUCCACCAAUAGAGCGUUUCUUCCCCAAAGUGGUGUAUGAUGAAAAUAGCGAACUAGCAGAACAGGACUUAACGGACGCAAUGGAAAAAAAUCAAGUAUCAGAUUCGCUGCUUAUUUACAAGAUUUUGCAGGAAAGGAACGCGGAUAUAUCGGCGAAAUCGACGCAGGCUCUGUUGGAAUUACUUUGUUAUUACAAUAGCCAGGACGAUAUUGAUGAGGAAUGGCUCGAAGAAAGGUGGUUCAGACAGAGUGUCAAAGGUCAAAAAAAGCUUUGGAAAGAUGGCGGACCGGCGGAAGAAGUAUUCGCAAAACUUAAAGAACCAGACGAGGAGGCUUACGCAGCUCUAAUUCAAGGCAUGGCAAAGUAUUCUCAGUCCACGAGGGCUUGGCAUUAUUUCGAAGAGGCUAGAAAUAAGGGCUACACUCUGAACACAGACACUUACAAUUCUUUGAUAAGAAUCUCCAAAUUUUUCAAGGAGGGUUAUGAUAUGAGGUGGACCCAUGUCACUGACCUGCUCAGGAGCAUGAACCAAGCCAACUUAAAGCCGAAUCUAGGCACUCUAAAUGCGGUUUUAUUUGUCUUAAGCGGAAUGACCACUCACCGAGCGGUUAAAGAAAAUAUUCUGAAGACUUUGAGGGAAUUUAAAAAUUUAGAAAUAGAGCCAUCCUUGGGUUCAUAUUAUUUCAUAAUAAACACGUUCUAUGGAGACCGGCGUUCAGUCAGUACCGUCCUGUAUGAUGUUAUGGAACAGGUAGACAAUAAGAAGCAUGAAAUCAGAGAUAUGGAUGACACGAGUUUCUUUGUGGCCGCUAUGGACAUUUGCAAUAACCAUUUAAGAGACGCCCAUCUUGCAGAGAGAGUAAACAAAUUGCUACACCUUGGAAACAACUAUAACCUUAUAGGAGACUCUUAUAGAGAGUCCACCUACUACAGGCAUUACUUCACAGUUUUAAUGACUAACCAGCCACUGAAUGAGUUCAUGGAAAAUGUCUACAAUAAACUAGUACCAAACAUCUAUGUUCCUGAACCCAGUGUUAUGGAAGAACUGUUAAGGCAAGUGGAACUCAACGCUUCAAUAGAGUAUAUCCCCAAACUGUGGUCUGAUAUGACUAUUUUCGAUCAAGUCAACCGAGAAAAGCUGAUCACCCUAGUGUUGAAUAUAAUGGUUGAAAAUUCACCCCAGGUGGGCACCGAUUUGGCGAUCGCUUUCAGUAACAUAGCUAAGAACAUAUAUGAAAAUAUUGAAAACCAAAACCCUGAGAGAACAAACCUUACUGUCACAGGAGAGAUGCUGGGCAACAUCAUGGUAUUGGUUCUCGCAAAUAAUGAUUUUACAAUAGCUCAACACAUAAUGAACAAGUUAAUUAAAGAUCACACCAAAGUAGUCGGUGUGCCUAAGUUUGAAGCUUUGUCUCUAUUUGUUGAUCACUGUAUGGCCCACUCUGCCCCCUCUAGCGCCAUAGACUGUAUACAGUACUGUGCGGACAGCGGCUUCCCAGAAGCUGUCGCCCUUAGUGCUAGACUCAACAGCAAAAUGACUUUAGAUGAGACCAUGUUAAAUAGGCUGUCCCCAAUUAUAAGCAGUUGAAAAGUUAAAUAAACGGA
Molecule: messenger RNA, 2070 nt
Organism: Cylas formicarius (sweet potato weevil)
Lineage: Eukaryota; Metazoa; Arthropoda; Insecta; Coleoptera; Brentidae
Product: small ribosomal subunit protein mS39
Exons: 1
Coding region: 128-2053 (641 amino acids)
Biological process (GO): mitochondrial translation
Cellular component (GO): mitochondrion
Molecular function (GO): rRNA binding; protein binding; ribosomal small subunit binding
Source: RefSeq, a predicted model, not a curated record